This is a messenger RNA of Nicotiana tabacum (common tobacco), 1440 nucleotides long. NCBI's taxonomy places the organism in Eukaryota, Viridiplantae, Streptophyta, Magnoliopsida, Solanales, Solanaceae. The record is from RefSeq and is a predicted model, not a curated record.
UGUAAUCCUGCUCCUUCUUUUGUAGGUUGAAACAGCAGCAGGUUCUGCACCAUUCAUGUCAUUGCUAGCUCCAUUGAAUUCUGGAGCACAAGAUUCAUUUUGGAGAGCUCCCCACAGUGCUGCCUCUGUUGAGUUUGUCAUUGUCCUUGGUGAUUUAUCUGAUGUUUGUGGUGUCGUUCUUCUAGUUAGUCCUUGUGGCUACUCGAUGACAGAUGCUCCUGUUGUUCAAAUUUGGGCAAGCAAUAAAAUCCACAAGGAAGAAAGAUCAUGUGUGGGGAAAUGGGAUAUGAAAUCUCUGAUCACGUCUUCCUCUGAGCUUUGUGGACAAGAAAAGUCUUCUGAAGUGCCUAGACAUGUAAAAUUUUCUUUUCAUAAUCCUGUUCGCUGCCGCAUCAUUUGGAUAACAUUGCGUCUACAAAAAAUUGGCUCGAGUUCUGUAAAUUUUGAGAAAGACUUGAGUCUUUUGUCCUUAGAGGAGAACCCAUUUGCGGAGCCUGUGAGGCGUGCCUCCUUUGGAGGAACAGUUGAAAGUGACCCAUGCCUUCAUGCCAAAAGAAUCUUGGUGGUCGGAAGCCCAAUGAGGAAAGAUGUUGGGGCAUCAAGUCAAGGCUCUGACCAGAUAAAUACAAGAAAUUGGUUGGAUAAACCUCCUCCACUAAAUAGAUUCAAGGUCCCAAUUGAGGUUGAGAGGCUAACUGACAACGACCUUGUUUUAGAACAGUUUCUAGCCCCAGUUUCACCUAUGGUGGCAGGUUUUCGUCUUGAUGGUUUUAGUGCAAUAAAACCUCGAGUCACCCAUUCGCCACCUCCACAGCAUGCGAAUCCAUGGGGUGUUUCUUCAUGUGUAUUGGAGGACAGAUUCAUAUGUCCAGCUGUAUUGUAUAUUCAAGUGUCUGCUUUCCAGGAACCGCACAGUAUGGUCACUGUUGCAGAACAUAGGCUGCCAGAAGUGAAGGCCGGGACAGCAAUGUACUUUGAUUUCCCUAGAGAAAUUUGUACUCGCCGAAUCUCAUUUCGGCUUCUUGGGGAUAUUGCUGCAUUCACUGAUGACCCAUCAGAGCAGGAUGAUUCAGAUGCUAGAGUCCGGACUGUGGCAGCAGGACUGUCUUUGGCUAAUAGAAUCAAGUUGUAUUAUUAUGCCGAUCCCUACGAACUCGGGAAAUGGGCCAGUCUUUCAGCUAUUUGAUUAGAAUAAUCACACCAAUUAAGGUACUCAAUGCAUGAUUUAGUUUUGUAUUUUUAAGGGUCUUUAUUCAUUCUUGUUGCUUUUCAGGUGCUUCAUCAAAGCAUUAUUGAUUCAUUUCAUGCUAUUGUAUAGGAGAAUUUGAGUUUCCAUUGUAAAAUUCUGUGUGAUUCAUGCCGCGGCUGUAAAAACAUUUUGCAAGUUUUGACCUUAGACGUGUAAUUUCGAGUUUGUAUUAAGAUGUGUGUUUUCCAGUA